Oikopleura dioica is the source of this 417-nucleotide messenger RNA. NCBI's taxonomy places the organism in Eukaryota, Metazoa, Chordata, Appendicularia, Copelata, Oikopleuridae. The record is from the annotation of a GenBank genome assembly.
AUGAAGUGGAAAGAUGCUCACGACUAUUGCAGAAGACAAGGCGGCGCGCUUGCUUAUUUCAAUAAUCAAGAAGAGUACGACUUGUUCACCAAAGAUUUGGAUUUCUCCGCCAAUAACGGAUGGAACGUUUGGUACAAGGAAUGGCUUGGAAUUAGACGAAUGGGAACCGAAUUCAGACAGAACGGAAGCUAUGAAGGCUGGGAGUCAAUAGGAUACAUCAACAUUCGAAAGAAGGAGCAGCUCUUUUUCAAGUGGAAAUCAGACGAGCCGAACAACUCACGAAACUACAAGUCCUACUCGGGAAGAUACGGAAAUCGUCAAGAAUCUUGCGUGGAAUUCGACAUCAAUGAUUUGCAGUGGAAUGAUCUCAGAUGCAACAAGCGCAUGCGUUUCCACUGUAGAUUUGACGACUGCUAG